Molecule: messenger RNA, 1468 nt
Organism: Linum tenue
Lineage: Eukaryota; Viridiplantae; Streptophyta; Magnoliopsida; Malpighiales; Linaceae
Source: the annotation of a GenBank genome assembly
AUCACCAUCAUCACAACCAUCACCAUCACCAACGCUAACAAACAAAACACAUAAAAAAAACCAGAAGAAGGAGAAGAAGAAUAAGAAAUGUACCUUGUUUUGAAGGAGGGUUGAUGCCAAGGCAGGAGCCAUGACACUGAAGGGUGGCACAAGCCACUCCUGCGCAGCGUGCAAGUACCAGCGACGGAAGUGCACAUCGGAGUGCCAGCUAGCCCCCUACUUCCCAGCAAACAAGCCGGAGAUGUUCCGAAACGCCCACAAGCUAUUCGGCGUAAGGAACAUCGUCAAGAUAAUAGAGAAGCUAGAUGGUCCCCAGAGACAGGAAGCAAUGCACUCCAUCAUAUGGCAGGCAAACAUUCGUGACCUCUACCCUGUUCAGGGUUGCUAUGGCUACAUAUGCCGCCUACAGUACCAGAUUCACCAAGCCCAGGAGGAGCUCCAUGCGAUCCACGCCCAGCUCCACAUGUACCGUGACCACCACCACCACGGUCUCGAUGCCACGACAGAGGACGUGGUUCCUUCCUCGCACUUGGAACUAGGAAUGGCCCCUCCUAUAAGUAACAACAAUAAUGCAGCAGCCCUUACCCUGUUCGAUCAUAACCAGCCUUGUGCGGCGGCAGGAGUAAUGGCUCAGUUGUCGUCGUCUCUUGUAACUGCCGAUCAACAACAGUUGUCCUGCUCCACGAGCAGUAACCCUCCUGGGGGAUACAACUACAAUUCCGGUUACUUUGAUGUUACCAAGGAAAAUAAUAGCAACAAUACUAAUAAUAAUGCAACCAGCAUCCAAUUCAUUCUGGCUUCAGCAUACCUAUGGUAUCCACAACAACAUUAAUAAUGUCACCAAUUCUUCAUCAUCCAUGGGUGCUCUUCAUUCCCAGUUGUUAGUAGCACAACCACUUGAUGGUAUCCAACAGGAAGUUGUACAGGACUACGAUGAGAUGCAUCUGUUUUUCGAUACAAUUGACGACACACAAUCGUACAUUGAUUCCAAAGAGGCUUAUGAUACAAGCUCGGAAGAGUCUCUCAAGGACACUACACAGUCCCUUGAGCAACAUCUAGUGGUAGAGGAUGAGCUGAAGAGCGCGGCGGCAUGCUUCAGUCUCACAAGUGUCAACUGAUCAUAUAUAUAAUCAAUUAGAUAAGUAAAAGACAAAACAAGAAUCUAUAAAGUAUGCAAAUUAAAUGAAGCCUUCAUGCAGAAUAUAAAUUUUCUCUAUCUUGGUUUCAAGGCUCAUUCAAUUCUUUUAUCCAUCAUCAAAUCACAUGCCUUUCAUCAUUUUCAAUUGGGUGCAUUUUUUGACAAUCUCUAGGGGUUUAGUUUCUAUCUCUUUUCAACAGAUUGUAGAUUCUCUCGUUAUUUCUUAGACAUUUGUAAUUGUUUUUUUAGAAAUUUGAUUAUUUGGUAGUUGAAAAAUGAAUGCAUUCAUAGUUAGUCCAUACAUUGUGAAGAUAUAUAGCAAUUGUCUCC